AUGGACCAAUGGAGUCAACGAAGUUCGGGCGGUCCGCCGAACCAAAUGGUUUCGCAUCUCAUGUCACUCGACCAGCCACCCGUGAGUCCUUGGGAAAACGGGAAAAGAAUGUGCGGGAAGUUUUAGAAUUGCAAUUCGGGGUGUCCGAAGGAUGAAGCACAGUACGUGAUGCGGCAAGUGACCGACACCGUACGCUACGCAAUGUGUGACGCCAUCGCCCAACGACCGAGUCUUUGGGAUCCGAGCAGGGAGAAGGUGACGACGGAGGGCAGGAAAAGCCUGUUCGGGGAAGUGGCCGACCUGCUCAACCAGCAGUUCGUCCUCCAGCCGCCCAUCACAAGUGAGCCACUCGUUUUCAGUCGGAAACCGUCCGUUCUUGUUUCAGUCGAAGAAAUCGAGAAACACUGGAAGAAUCUAAAGGAUACGUUUGUGAAGACCCGCAGGAAACUGACGUACGAUCAGCAAGGUUGUCUGAUUCCUCCGAAAUGGAAGUUCUUCAACGCGCUGAUGUUCCUCGAAGUGCCGAUCAAUCCAGAGUAUCUGAUGAAGAAGCGGAUGCACGUGACACCGAUACUGCCCCAUCCACAACAAUCACAACCGUACGAGAUGUACACGGGUCCGGCAUCCAAAAAGGAAAAGAUUGACGAUUCACCGCCAAGUGACGAGUUCAUGGAGUUCUGCAGAUCUCUUUACCUUCCGUUGAAGGAAGUAGGAUACAAGGAUCGAGUGCAUUGGCUCAAAAUUCAGAAGGCUAUCAGAGACAUUGUUUACGAAGCACAACUGGAGAGCGUCACGAAAGGACCACCCGAUAUGCGUUAA
Molecule: messenger RNA, 819 nt
Organism: Caenorhabditis sp. 36 PRJEB53466
Lineage: Eukaryota; Metazoa; Nematoda; Chromadorea; Rhabditida; Rhabditidae
Source: the annotation of a GenBank genome assembly